AUGUUGUACAAUGACGUCAUGCACCCCAUCAACCUCGCACGGCUGCUGUAUGAUGUACUCGCGGUCACUGUGCGCUCCUUCAGCCCUGAGACACUCGUCCGCAAGCGUGUGAAGAGGUCUUCGCGUGGGUCAGAGGUGGAGCAGCAACCGCACCACCGGGGCCGCUCACAUCAUCGCUCGAGUCGCCCAAGCAGCCGCACGGCGUCGGCCAACACGAGUCUCAACGCGUCGGCGUUGGUGAGCGGGGAGUUGCCGCCGCAAGUGCCACACCGCCACCGCAGCAGCAGUGGGGGCAGCCGACGCAGCAACCGCGAGAAGCGGAGCAACAAGGAGGGUGCGAAGAGUUGGAAGGACUGGCGCUCCUUUGACGUGACAAAGCAGGCGGUACUACUGCUACACGUCCUGCGUUCCACCCCUGUUAUGCUGCUGCAUUUUUUGUGUCAACUAAAGACGGAUGCGGUGACGCUGCCGCUGCUGCGUUUUCGCGAUCUCAGCGGCACUGCGAAGCGUCUUGUGUGCCUCAACGAGGCGGCAUUGUUUGCGCCGGACUUUGUGCUCGCCUUUGUGGUGACGCGCGUGCUGCUUAGUGUGGGUAAGCACUACCUGAUGGAGCGCGCCUUUCUGGAGACGAACCUGGUGGUGCGCAGCCUGCGCAGCCGCCGCACGUGGCGCAACGUCUCUGCGUGGGCCAUGACGCUCACCUCGCACACCGUGACGGACCCCGUGGCGUUUAGUGUGCUGACGCCAGUGCUGCUGAACCGCGUGCGGGACUUGUCGCCGGUGACGGGGCCGCUGCGCUACACGCCGGCGGGCGUGUGCCGCGGCGUUGCUGUUGGCUUCGCAGGCGUGGUGCUGGAGAUGCUUGUUGUGCCGCUCGCGUCACAGAUGUGCCAGCGGGCGGUGGUGCGCAUUGUGGACGGCACGGAGUACGUGCUGCUGCGCCGCUACGCGCGACGCGCCUUGCUGCAUGGCGCCGGCAGCACCACCAAUAGCCGCAACGUCAGUGAGAUGGGCGACCAUGAAGACCACAACAUCGACGACGACAACGGCGAUGGGCGGGACCCGAAUAGCAGCCGCCUGUCGGCGCACAGCCACCGCAGCACGGUGCCCGCGCGCGGCGACAACGACACCAGCAACAUCAGCACCAGCAGCAAGGCGGAGAGGGCGCUGCAGAAGCACGGCAGCCGCACGGCGACUGCUGGUGCAGCAGCAACAGCAAAAACAAAAAUGUCAGAAGAAGACAGGGAACGCCGCCGCCGCCGCGCAGAAAAGCAGGAGGCGGAGCGGGCGGCAGAGGCAGAGCACCGGCUUAUUAUGCGUGCCCUCAUGUACCGUGUGGCGGCCGCUCUCAUCGCACAGUGCCUCGUGCAGCACCCGCUGACGGUGCUGGCUCACAUGCUGUACAGCCGCGCGGUGCUGCACGCCACUGGACUCCUUGAGGAGUACGACGACGCCCCUGCGGUGCCGCUCACGUGGCGCCUGUUCCUGCAGCUCCUCCGGCGCAGCAGCGAUGCGGGGGUGAAGCAGAGCAGCGGCGUGCCGGCGGUUGAGGUGCUGCGCAGCAUUGGCGCCUUCAUUGGGCACGAGGUGAGUAUGGUUGGCAGCAGCAUCCGCGGCUGCUCCGCACAGGACGCCGCCAUACGUGAGCUCGUGCAGCGCGCGGAGCAGAACCGCAGCAGCAGCAGCAGCAGCAGCAGCAGCGACAACAACAUGGAUGUGGGUGGCUUUGGGAGCCGGGCCUCCGCGUUAGAGAGUGCGGAGCUCAUGGUGCGUAGCACCGCGUCGCUCUCGCCACUCUUCUGGGCGAUGCACUUCACCGCGAUCGAUAAGCUGCUCGGCUUCUAUAUGGCGGUGUGGGUGCGGCUGCGUAGGGAGUGA
Trypanosoma grayi is the source of this 1878-nucleotide messenger RNA. RefSeq lists its product as hypothetical. The transcript has a single exon. The coding region runs from base 1 to 1878 and encodes 625 amino acids. The record is from RefSeq and is a predicted model, not a curated record. NCBI's taxonomy places the organism in Eukaryota, Euglenozoa, Kinetoplastea, Trypanosomatida, Trypanosomatidae.